AUGGCCAUUACCAUCAGACCAGCCACUCCUGACGAUAUACCAUGGAUGGUCGACAUCUCCUCCAUUAAUGCUAAGGCCAACGUCUCCAGCUUUACUCGAGGUUUCAUCCAGAGCCCACUUCCUGCCGAUUUGAUUGAGAGAUGGCUCCCUCAUAUCGCGGUGGCCACCGUCGAUGGCGUCACCGCCGGCUUCGCCCACAGUGCUCCGGCACCACCGCCUUCCGCGCCGCGUCCUCCAGAACCAGUAUCGUGCCAUAUCGUUGAUAACGCCGCCCGUAUUUUAGUGGACGGACAGCCGCUUUCCACGCUCAACUACGAGUUCUACGGACCGGCGCUCGUGGCAGCCGACUACCGCGGCCAGGGCGUAUAUGGCACUCUCUUUCGUCACAUUGUCGCCACUGCCCGGCAACAGCACCGCCAGGCACUCGUAGCGUUUGUCGACGCCGACAACCCGGCGUCGCUCGCCGUCCACACCCAUCUCGGAUUUAACGUUAUUGACGACCUCGCCAUUCACGGCCGCAACUUCCACAUCCUCGUCUACCUGAUCACCGAAAACACCUCCACGUAA
Messenger RNA from Diutina rugosa, 567 nucleotides. RefSeq names its product GNAT family N-acetyltransferase. Bases 1 to 567 code for a protein of 188 amino acids. NCBI's taxonomy places the organism in Eukaryota, Fungi, Ascomycota, Pichiomycetes, Serinales, Debaryomycetaceae. Gene Ontology annotation, molecular function: acyltransferase activity, transferring groups other than amino-acyl groups. The record is from RefSeq and is a predicted model, not a curated record. The transcript has a single exon.